This is a messenger RNA of Topomyia yanbarensis, 1632 nucleotides long. RefSeq lists its product as uncharacterized. Lineage: Eukaryota; Metazoa; Arthropoda; Insecta; Diptera; Culicidae. The transcript has a single exon. Bases 1 to 1632 code for a protein of 543 amino acids. Gene Ontology annotation, molecular function: nucleic acid binding; zinc ion binding. The record is from RefSeq and is a predicted model, not a curated record.
AUGGCAGAACUUAGAUCUCUUCGUAAGCGGGAACACCAGAUAGUGAAGGCUUUCGACAGCGUACAACAUUUUCUCCAGAAAUACGACCAGGAGACUGAUAGCGGGCAAGUGAACCUUCGGCUGCAUGGACUUGAGGAAGAUUUUAAGGAUUUUCUUGUGGUUCGGAGUAAGCUUGAGUUGCUGCUGGAAGAUGUUGAGGUCCAGAAACAUGCUAAAUCUGACCCAGACUUAAAGCAGGAGGCGUUGGAACAUAUGGACGAUGAAAAUGAUCGUAUUAUGCAGGAAUUUCGUGAUCGAUUCUACGCACUGAAGGCGGCGCUUGUGACUUUGCUACCACAUUUCUUACCCCCACCAACGCCACCAUCACAAAGAGGUCCCCAUUCAUCAAUUGCAGGAGAUGAUGUUUUCGGUGUGCACCCAACGCCGACAUUUUCAAAAGUGAAGCUACCUGAAAUCCGUCUACCGUCGUUCAGUGGUAAGAUCUUCGAGUGGGUAACUUUUCGCGACACCUUUCAAAGUCUCAUUCACAACAAUCCUCAGUUGAUCGACAUGGACCGUUUCACCUACUUGAGAUCAUCGUUAUCAGGAGACGCAUUGCAGGAGAUUAGUUCUGUGGGCUUGUCAGCCGUAAACUACAACGUUGCAUGGGAAAUGUUAGCGAACCGUUAUGAAAACAAGAAGUUGAUUGUGAAGGCUCAUCUCGACGCACUGUUCGCUACAGAAGGGCUCAAGAGAGAGAGCAAUGAAAAACUCAACAGUCUCAUUAGUGAGUUUGAGAAAAACCUUCAGAUGCUGGACAAGAUUGGGCAAAACACCUCCGAGUGGAGCACCAUUCUCGCAUACAUGUUGUGUUCUAAACUCGAUUCCGCCACGCUGCGUCAGUGGGAAACUCAUCACAAUUCAAAAGAUGUACCCACGUAUACUGCUAUGCUUGGCUUCUUGCGCAAUCAUUGUGAUGUACUCCAGUCAGUGGCUCCUGCUAAAUCCAACUUCGUCGAUCAUCGUUCCUCGAAACCAGCUGUCUGUCACACAGUGGUGAAAACGUCAAACAGAUGCGCAUUCUGCAGUGACUCGUGGCAUCCUGCUUUCCAGUGUUCUGCAUUUCAACGGAUGAACGUUCCAGAUCGUGUCGAGGCUGUCGCUAAACACAGACUGUGUCGAAACUGUCUGCGUCCAGGACAUUACGCAAAUUCCUGCGAGAGAGGGGUCUGCCGUCAUUGUCAACAGAAGCACCAUUCCAUGCUGCAUGGACCAACCAGAUCCUCCGUUCCACACUCGCAGCCGAAACCUCCGACACAAGACGAGCAAUCGCGACCGCCGAAGGCUAAGCAACACAAUUCGAACCAACACACACACACCACCACUGCCAGCUCGCAGCGCACAAACAACACACCUCCAGCCACCAACACGCCCACCACAAGUCAAAAUUAUGUCGCACUCCCCAUCACACCUACACACAACAUACUUCUGUCUACCGCUCUCGUUACAAUCAAAGAUCGUUUUGGUAGAGCGACGCUGGCACGAGCCCUGCUAGACUCGUGUUCCCAGCACUGUCUAAUGACUGCCAGUUUUGCGAGCAAGCUACAGUUCCGUGAGACUCCUACGUAUUUGUCGGUUCAAGGGAUUGGAUAA